AUGAGGUUGAAUGCUACUGAGACUUCAUCAGUUCGACGUCCAUCGUCAACCACGGCAUCGCGUGAGCCCGUCCGCGCUCGAGGGUCCUAUUCCUCUGAUGAUGAAUCCGGCAGAGAUAUUACGGUCUUCGAAGCUAACGGGAGAUCGUUUGAGCUCGAAAGAAAUUUCCUUCGGCGUGACCAAAACUAUGUGGAUGGGCACAAUCGACCAGGACACAGCGCAGCAUCAAAGCUUCAACGACAAGGCCCAAGGGCACUGAGUGAUGUCUGCAACAAGGAUACUAUAUCUAGGGACAACACAGUAGGGAACCAGGCGCAGAUGGAUGAGGCUCUUGCCAGUUUCGGAAAAAAGGUGUUUGGGAUGCACUACCAUGAGCUGCGCGAGCAAUCUCAUACGGAGCCAGUUUACAGUUGUAAAUACUGUUUGAAGACCUUUGAUACAAGGAAGGAAGAAAGCCGACACCGGAUAUACCUUUGGCCUUCUGAUCCCAGUCGAGGGCGAUGCAAGACUUGGGAGGAAUACUACGACGAGAAAAACUCCAACAGCAAGCGGAGACAGAGGCAACAACUAGCCCAGGAUGAAUACGAAGAUGAGACAGAGGCAGACUUGCGCGAAAUAGGACCUCGGACGAUUCCAAAAGAAUACUCAGACAAGGCGAACGCGGCCCUUGACUAUAUCCAGGCUUCCAGGGACAGGGCGAGGCAAUAUGCAAAAGCCGAAAGAGAUUUAGAGUCAGAUGAUGACUCGUCUGAGUCCGGGGAUGGCGCGGAGUAUGAAGAACUUAGCGAUUACGUGUAUUAG
This is a messenger RNA of Fusarium sp. VM40, 801 nucleotides long. The record is from the annotation of a GenBank genome assembly. Lineage: Eukaryota; Fungi; Ascomycota; Sordariomycetes; Hypocreales; Nectriaceae.